Molecule: messenger RNA, 3717 nt
Organism: Pieris macdunnoughi
Lineage: Eukaryota; Metazoa; Arthropoda; Insecta; Lepidoptera; Pieridae
Source: the annotation of a GenBank genome assembly
AUGACGAUGGACAAGCAGCUGGUAUGGGUUCGAGACCCCAACGAGGGUUUCCUGCUCGCCCGGCUGCAGGAGCUGAUGGGGGAGGAGGCAGACGUGUUCCCCGUAGACAAUAAGUACCCCAAACGGGUCGUCAGCUUCGACGAUAUAUUCCCCGCUGGGGAUCCAGCCAAGGAUGUCGACGACAAUUGUGAGCUAAUGUUCCUCAACGAAGCGACUCUUCUUAAUAAUAUGCUGACGCGGUAUAAGAAAAGCAAGAUUUAUACGUACGUCGCAAAUAUCCUGUUGGCAGUCAACCCAUAUGAAGACAUUCCAGAUAUGUAUUCCCCAUCUACGAUUAAAAAGUACCACGGCAGAUCGCUGGGAGAGUUACCACCGCACGUGUUCGCUAUUGCCGAUAAAGCAUUCCGUGAUAUGAAAGCUCUGAAGCAGUCACAAUCGGUGAUUGUGUCUGGAGAAUCGGGAGCUGGUAAAACGGAGUCAACGAAGUAUAUUCUCAAGUAUUUGUGUGAGUUGUGGGCGAAGGCAGCUGGUCCCGUGGAACAGAAGAUUUUAGAUGCCAAUCCAAUCCUAGAAGCUUUUGGAAACGCAAAAACAACACGUAACAACAACAGUUCUCGUUUUGGAAAAUUCAUGGAAGUACAUUUCAACAAUAAAUACCACGUCGUGGGGGGUCAUAUAUCACAUUAUUUGCUGGAGAAGUCCCGUAUUUGUACGCAAAGUACUGAAGAGCGGAAUUACCACGUGUUCUACUUGCUAUGCGCGGGCGCACCUCAGGAGUUGAGGGCGGCGCUUAAGAUUACCAAGCCUGAUGACUAUACGUAUCUGAAGAAUGGGUGUACGCAGUAUUUUACAACGGCUCAAUCCGGGAAGAAAAUAAGUGCUUCUCAAAUGAGCAAGCAACACCAGACUAAAGGGGGUCUUAGGGACCCGAUACUGGAUGAUGUGGAAGACUUCCAGAGGUUACAUUCGGCGCUAUCAAGGGUAGGUCUAUCGGAAGAAGAGAAGAGAUCAGUAUACAGUGUGGUAGCCGCCGUACUCCAUCUCGGUAACGUGGAGUUCGAGGAAGAAGGCGGUGCCAGGGGUGGAUGCAGGGUCUCUCCACACAGUGAGGGGGAGCUUCAGGUGGCUGCCGGUCUUCUUGGAGUGGAAGCUGGGGAACUGAGGAUGGCUCUGGUCUCCAGAUUGAUGCAGAGUUCUAGAGGGGGAAUGAAGGGCACCGCUAUUAUGGUCCCACUAAAAACCUACGAAGCGCAGAAUGCCCGCGAUGCCCUGGCCAAGGCGGUGUACAGCAGACUGUUUGACUUCAUCGUGCACAGGAUCAACACCAGCAUCCCGUUCCAGGCUUCCUCCUAUUACAUCGGAGUCCUCGACAUCGCUGGAUUUGAGUACUUCCAAAUGAACAGUUUCGAGCAAUUCUGUAUUAACUACUGCAAUGAGAAGCUUCAGCAAUUCUUCAACGAACGCAUUCUGAAGAACGAACAGGAGCUCUACCGUCGCGAGGGUCUGCACGUGCCCGAGAUACGAUUCGUCGAUAACCAGGAUUGUAUCGACCUAAUCGAAAGCAAGAAUCACGGAAUAUUCCAUAUUUUGGAUGAAGAGUCGAAAUUACCGAAACCCGAAUUCGGACAUUUCACUCACGCAGUGCACAAGGAGCUCGGAGCCAAUAAUACAAGGUUGCAGGUGCCUCGUGCGUCCCGUUUAAAAGCCCACAGAACUCUGAGGGAUGAUGAGGGAUUCCUGUUGAGACAUUUCGCGGGCGCCGUCUGCUAUAAUACGAACCAAUUCAUAGAGAAAAACAACGACGCCCUGCACGCGUCUCUAGAGUUUCUCAUCCAAGAGUCGCGAAAUGCACUGGUCCAGCAGUUGUUUGAGACCACAGACAAUAAUAACGCCAAAGGGAAAUUGAACUUUAUCUCUGUCGGCGCUAAGUUCCAAAGUCAAUUGUCACAACUUAUGGACAAGUUGAAGGAAAAUGGCACAAACUUCGUUCGUUGCAUAAAGCCAAAUUCGCGUAUGGUGGGUGGGGAGAUAGAGGGCUCCCUAGUGCUGACUCAGCUGCAAUGCAGCGGAACCAUAUCAGUGCUGGCCUUGAUGGAGCACGGAUAUCCGUCGAGGGCGCCCUUCAACGACCUUUACCAGAUGUACCGGCAAUAUCUGCCGCCGAAACUGCAGACUCUGUCUCCGAAGGUUUUCUGUCAGGCCAUAGUCCACAGCUUCGGUCUAUCGGACAAAGACUACAAGUUCGGUGUGACCCGAGUGUUCUUCCGCCCAGGGAAGUACUCGGAGUUCGACACCAUGAUGCGGUCGGACCCUGAGAACCUCAAGUCCAUAGUGGAUGCGGUUCUGGCUUGGCUGGUCAAGUCACGCUGGAGACGAGCUGUCUUUUCUGUUCUCUCCAUUAUUAAGUUGAAGAACAAAAUCCUCUACCGUCGUGAAUGCCUCAUCACAAUUCAGAAGUCGGUCCGCGGUUACUUGGUGAGACGAACUCAUCGUCCGCGGUACAAGGGCAUCGCAAAGAUACGGGAACUGGAGAACAGCCUGACAGAGAUGGAUAGCGUCACGGCGCAGCUUAAGAAAGAGAAGGACGGCGCUAAGAAGAAUAUCGAGAAUUUGAGGAACAGCAUACGGAAUGCGUGUGCCACUAUUAAGAGUAACGAGAAAAUCAGCCGAACAGAGAUUGACCAGUUGUACAAUAAACUGACGAAGGACAUAGAGGCCCAAAUGGCUGCCUUGCAGAAGUCCAUGGUGGAUCAGAAGAACAGAGAAGAACAAGAGAGGCUUAGACGUAUGGAAGCGGAACUGCGUCUCGCAGAAGAAGCCAAACGGAAAGAGGCUGAACGCCUGAGACAAGAGGAAGAGAAUAGGAGACUUAAAACGGAAAUGGAAGCGCGUCGUAAAGCGGAAGAAGCGGAACGUAUACGAUUGGAGGAGCAAGACAGACGAGCCGCAGAAAUACUUCAGAAACAGCUCGAAGACGCUGCCAAAGCCGAUCUUGAGAAUCGAGAAAGAUUGGAACAAGAGCGUCGUGACCACGAAAUGGCCGUGCGCCUUGCGAAGGAGACCAAUGGACACGUCGAGGGCUCACCGCCACAAUUGAGAAGUUUCCCAACAAUGGACUCAGUGAACGGAGAAAAUAAAUUGAACAGGUCGGAACGCGUGCGAAUGCAACAAGCAAUGCAAGGGAAGCAGAAGUAUGACCUGUCUAAGUGGAAGUAUUCGGAAUUACGGGACACUAUUAAUACAUCCUGUGAUAUUGAGCUGUUGGAGGCAUGCCGCCACGAGUUCCACCGUCGUCUCAAGGUGUACCACGCGUGGAAGGCAAAGAACGCCCGCAAAAGCACUAUGGCUGACCAAGAGAGGGCCCCACAGUCUAUAAUGGAUGCAGCAAAGAGCCCCCGAAUCCAGCAAAAGGGCGAGAUCUUAGGCGCCAGACACCGCUACUUCCGCAUCCCCUUCGUCCGAGCCGGGGACGGGGCCAACGACAAGCGCGGAUGGUGGUACGCGCACUUCGACGGACAGUACGUCGCGCGACAGAUGGAGUUGCACGCCGAUAAGACGCCCGUACUGCUGCAAGCUGGUGUUGACGACAUGCAAAUGUGCGAGCUAAGUCUAGACGAGACUGGGCUGACGCGUAAACGCGGCGCAGAGAUAUUGGAACACGAGUUCGAGAGGGAAUGGGCGCGUCACAACGGACCGCCAUACAGGCCUACGCACUAG